Molecule: messenger RNA, 413 nt
Organism: Cryptococcus deneoformans JEC21
Lineage: Eukaryota; Fungi; Basidiomycota; Tremellomycetes; Tremellales; Cryptococcaceae
Exons: 4
Coding region: 15-224 (69 amino acids)
Source: RefSeq, a predicted model, not a curated record
CAGCAACUCCCGCCAUGGCUUCCGUCUUCCGCUACACCCAACGCCUCGCCCACGAGAAACCGGUCAUAUUCUGGUCCCUCCUGCUCGGCCUCUCAGGCCCCGCCAUGGUCUUCACCGUGCCCCCGCUCCGCCGCUCCUUCGGCUACACGUCUCCAGAGCCCAUCCCCACCACGUUUCCCGUGCCCGACCGACCGCGACGACCAGUCGAGGGAUAUGAGGAUUAAUAAGAAGACUUGGAGAACAUGCAUGGUUAUCUGCACGCUGACACCGAUGAGCCACGUCCAGCGCCAAUCAGAGCCAUCAGAGACGACGAAUGACUACAAGUCGAAACGGAUAAACUGUCAAGGUUGACUGGGCAAUUGCUAAUCUUCCCCCGUAAUCAUACUGCGGCCGUCCUAACCACCGUCUAUGAG